Messenger RNA from Malurus melanocephalus (red-backed fairy wren), 606 nucleotides. It is a transcript of the gene TAF6L, whose product is annotated as TATA-box binding protein associated factor 6 like. Bases 10 to 558 code for a protein of 182 amino acids. The record is from RefSeq and is a predicted model, not a curated record. Lineage: Eukaryota; Metazoa; Chordata; Aves; Passeriformes; Maluridae. The transcript has a single exon.
CUGGGUGACAUGUACCGCCAGCUCUACGAUUUCUUCGGGGACAGCCUGGCCGCCCGCUUCGGCACCGGGACCCCCGCCGACCCCCCGAGCCCCCCGGGGGKCGCACCCGAGGGCGCCCGCAAAGACCCCCCGGCCGAAGGCGCCGCCCGCAAAAUGCCCCAACUGACCAACGCCACGGUCAGCCCGAGGGACGAGGAACCGCCCCGGCCGGAGCCACCAAACCCUUCAGGUGGCCGGAGCGUCCCUCAACGCCCGGCCGGAGCCUCCGCCCGUCCCCGCGGGCCACCCCGCGCUCCCUCCGGCCACCGGCCCGGCGCUCGGGACGUGUUCCAGAAAUGUCGCUUCGCCCCGCGGGGACCGCCCCGCUUCAGUUUCGUGAUCGCGGGGCGYCAGAGCGGCCGCCGCUGCCCCGGCCGGAGGUUCCAGACCAAUUUCCCGCAGCCCCCCGGGCCCGGGCUGGGCUCUCGCUACGCGCAGAGGUUGCCCAUGAUCGGCCGGAGCGCUCGGACAUCGCCCCGGUGGCCACGGGCUGAGUACUCGCUGCUGCUGCUGCUCUGAGGGGCAGGGGGGAAUGGGCAGUGAAGGGUGGAGGGGUCAAUAAAUGGU